Molecule: messenger RNA, 4807 nt
Organism: Seminavis robusta
Lineage: Eukaryota; Bacillariophyta; Bacillariophyceae; Naviculales; Naviculaceae
Source: the annotation of a GenBank genome assembly
AUGGCGUCCGAUAGCGAAGUGAGUUUCAUGGAAGAGGAGGAGGAGGAGCACUUCUCCGAGUUGGAGGCUUCCGACGAGGACGACUUUAUGGAAGAGGAAAAUGUGUCGUCUGGGCGUGGAAACAAAGCAAAAGGAAAGGCCAAGGCUCCAGCUGCCAAGAAGAAAGCACCGGCGGCCAAGGGAAAGGCUGUCGCUCUUGCCGACAAGAGCAACACGAUCGACAAUGACAGCGACGACGAUCUCGACGAUGACGACGAAAACCAUCCUGCCAGUAAGCGACCGGCAAACAAACGAACGAUCGAAGAAACCUAUCAGAAGUUGGAUCAACGUGAACACAUCUUGGUUCGUCCCGAUACCUACGUUGGAAGCGUUGAACUCAAAGAAGAUUUGAUGUUCAUUCUGGACAGCGACAGCGACCAAAUCGUCGAGAAGAAGAUCACGUACAAUCCUGGUCUCUACAAGAUCUUUGACGAGAUUGUGGUCAAUGCCGCGGAUAACAAACAGCGCGACCCCGAAAUGUCCGUUCUCGAAAUUGAAAUUGACGCUGAGGCCAACACGGUCUCUGUCAAGAACAAUGGAAAAGGCAUUCCGGUAGAGAUUCACAAGGACGAAGAUAUGUACGUUCCUACCAUGAUUUUCGGCAAUUUCUUGACGGGAAGCAACUUUGACGACGAAAACGAGAAGCGCACGACCGGAGGACGAAAUGGAUUUGGAGCCAAGUUGACCAAUGUCUUCUCCACGGAAUUCACUGUCGAAUGCAUGGACACGGAACGCGGCCGCAAAUUCAAGCAAGUCUUUCGAAACAACAUGCUAGAAAUAGGCAAGCCCAUUGUCAAGAACUGCACUGCCGCCGAGAAGAAGAAGGGCGACUACGUCAAGAUCACAUUCAAACCCGACUUGGGACGCUUUCAGAUGCAGAAGCUUGAUGAAGACACUGUCGGUCUCUUUUCCAAACGCGCCUACGAUAUUGCAGCUUGCAUGGUCAAUCGGCAUGGCAAGAAGCUCAACGUGAUUUUGAAUGGAAAGACGCUGCCCAUCAAGAAAUUCCAGGACUACAGUCGGCUCUUUCGGGAUCUCAAUCAGCUGGUAGCCUACGAAACGAUUGGAGACUGGGAAGUUGGAGUGGGAUUGUCUACGGAUGACACACCAAAAAUGCAGCAUGUUUCGUUUGUGAACGCAAUAUCCACACCGAUUGGAGGCGAGCACGUUGAUUUCAUCCUCAACCAAGCCGCCAAGUUCCUUCAAACGAGGGUGGAGAAGCAACACAAGGGAUGCAAAAUCACACCGGCCCGUGUCAAGGAUCAUCUAUGCGUCUUCAUCAACUGUCUCAUUGCCAACCCAACAUUCGACUCCCAGUCCAAGGAAAAGAUGACCUUGAAGCCAGCCAAAUGGGAGAAGAAGUCGAAAGUCAAACUCACGGACGCAUUCCUCAAGAAGCUCGCCGCGAAAAGUGGUGGAAUUAUUGAUGCUAUUCUAGAAACCUUGCUGUCCAGGCAGGACAAGGCUCUCAAGAGAAAGGGUGGAGUCAAACGAGUCAGACUGAAUGGGAUCUCAAAGCUUGACGACGCCAAUCUUGCGGGAACCGCGAAGAGUUUGGAAUGUACUUUGAUUGUCACCGAGGGAGAUAGUGCAAAGUCAUUGGCCAUGUCGGGAUUGUCGGUGGUAGGCCGGGACAGAUACGGGGUCUUUCCUCUUCGUGGAAAGCCUCUCAAUGUACGAGAUGCAAGCAAGGAUCAGAUAAUGAAGAACGAGGAGAUCAAAAACCUCGUCGAAAUCGUGGGGCUCAAGUUCGGAAACACCUACGAUGAAACUAGUAUCAAGCAGCUGAGAUAUGGUCGUUUGAUGAUCAUGGCCGAUCAAGAUCACGACGGGAGUCACAUCAAAGGUCUCGUGGUCAAUUUCAUUCAUCAUUUCUGGCCAAGCUUGCUCGAUCUCAACUUUCUUGAGCAAUUCAUCACGCCUAUCGUCAAGGCAACGAAGGGACGACAAUCCAAGACCUUCUUUACGCUGCCAGAAGUCAAGAACUGGAUGGAGACUGAUGAGGCAAAGGGCUUCACUAUCAAGUAUUAUAAGGGUCUUGGAACAUCGACUUCGGAGGAAGCGAAGGAGUACUUUGCACAUUUGGAGACACAUGAAGUCAAGUUCCAGAAGCUCUCAACGGAUGUCAUAGAGCCCAUCGUGAAACAAGAAGAGGAGUCGUCUGAUGUGGAGGAACUUGACGAGGACGCUAUCGUUCCCGACAAGCCUGUUAGUUCUUCAGGCGGGGACUUGAUUGAUUUGGUCUUUGCCAAGAAACGUGUCGAAGACCGCAAGAAUUGGCUGCUCAGCAAUUUGAAGAAAGAGGAUGAGCUGUUCCUGGAUUAUGGAAGUGUCCCCAAGGAAGGACUCAAGUACAGGGAGUUUAUUCUCUUCUCUCAAUCGGACAACAUGCGCUCGAUCCCUCAUUUUGUGGACGGCUUCAAGCCUUCUCAGCGCAAAGUUCUCUUUGCUUGUUUCAAAAGGAACCUCAAGAAGGAAAUGAAGGUGGCCCAGCUUGCCGGGUAUAUUGGAGAGAAGUCUGCCUACCAUCACGGGGAGGCGUCGCUGAUGGGGACCAUCAUUGGCCUUGCACAAGACUACGUCGGAAGCAACAACGUGAACCUACUGUCCCCGAAUGGCCAGUUCGGUACACGACGAAUGGGCGGAAAGGAUGCCGCCAGCGCUCGUUACAUCUUCACAAAGCUUGAACCUAUCACGCGCACCAUCUUUCAUCCGGAUGACGAAGAUUUGCUGAACUAUCUCCAGGACGAUGGGAUGUCCAUUGAGCCAGAGUUUUAUGUACCAGUCAUUCCCAUGGUGCUUGUCAAUGGGUCGGACGGAAUCGGAACUGGUUGGUCUUCUCAGGUUCCAAAUCACUGCGUGCGAAAGAUCAUUUCAAACCUUCGAGAGAUGAUCAACGGCCAAGAGCCUCCACUGCUUGAACCCGACUACUAUGGCUUUACAGGAAGCAUCAUCAAAUCAUCGGCGAAGAGUGGCAGCUACACAGUGGAAGGAGCCAUCGAGCGUACGGGCGAAGAAACGCUCCGCAUUACAGAGCUCCCUAUCCGCACAUGGACCCAAAACUACAAGGAGUUCUUGGAGAAGAUGUUGGUAGGAGAAAAGGGCGACAAAAAGAAGAAGGAGAAGGAACCGGAGAUCACCGAUUUCUCCGAGAAUCACACGGACACGACAGUGGCCUUCACGGUCACAGCCGACAAGGCCAAGAUUGAUGAAUUCGUGAACGGCAAAGGUGGACUCGUUGGCAAGUUCAAGCUAGAAAGCAAACUGAGCACUACCAACAUGAACCUAUUUGAUACUACCGGCACUAUCACGAAGUUCAACUCGGCAGAAGCCAUUAUGCGAUCCUUCUACGACCUCCGCCUAGAUUAUUACCACAAGCGAAAGGCGCUCUUGGUUGAGAAGCUCAAGCGCGACAAGCUCAUGUUGUCGAACAAGGCUCGAUUUGUCGAGGAGGUCUGCCGUGGUGAGCUUGUGGUCAGCAGUCGCAAGCGCAAAGAACUGUUGGGUGAAUUGAAGGACAGUGGCUACGACUUGUUCCCAAAAGAUCCCAAAAAUAGCGCUGCUGGCAACGAUGGCGAGGAGCCAGAAGAAGACGAAACCGAUGAUUCGAACAUUGCCACACUCGCCAAGGGCUACGAGUACUUGCUCGGAAUGAAGAUUUGGUCGUUGACGUUCGAAAAGGCCGAGAAACUCCGGGAGGAACUGGCCGAGAAGACCAAGGAAUUGGAGGAUCUCGAAGCUACGGAACCCACCCAGAUUUGGCUCAAUGAUUUGGAGGCCAUCGAGAAGGCUCUUGAUGACCGCGACAAACGAGUAGAGGCUUCCAAGGAACGAGAGCAAGAGGCUCGCGACGCGGCAAUGAAGAAAAAAGGCGGCGGACGAAAGCCUGCUCCUCGCAAGCGAGCAACCAAGAAGGCACCCGCCAAGAAGAAGUCCAACGAAUGGGACAGUGAUAUGGAUGAUGCUUCUGAUGUGGAGGUGGUGGCCAAGAAACCCGCGGCCAAGAAGGCACCCGCUAAGAAGGCACCGGCUAAGAAGCCCGCCGCUGUUGCAAAGCCCCCUUCCUCUCCUACCCAAGAUGCCCUUGCGGAGGAGUUCAGCAAGAACGUGUCAGUGACUCCCGUUGCGAAGAAAGCUGAAAAGAAGCGCAAGGACUCGCCCUCCUUGUCAGAUAGCGACCAUGAGUCGGUUGCAUCCGCCUCCAAAAAGGCCAAGACAGCAAAGGGCAAGGCCGCCGCCAAGAAGGAGGAGCCCAUUGAGCUCGACGACUCUGACUCGGAGGAUGAGUCUCCAAUGAAACCCGCAGCAAAGGGCAAAGGCAAGGCCAAAGCCGCUCCAAAGGGCAAGGGAAAGGCUGCUCCAAAGGCCAAGGCUGCUCCAAAGGCCAAGGCCGCUCCAAAGGCCAAGGCCGCUCCAAAGAAGAGAUCCGUUCUUGAAGAUAGUGCUGACGAGGAGAGCAGCAGUGAUGAGGACAUUGCCACACCUCCUCCACGUGCUCGCAGUGGCAGAGCCCGUGCAAAGCCUAUUGUGUACAAGCUCGAAUCCGACAGUGAAUCUGAUGGUGAUGAGUUUGAUGAGGAGGACUAAGCAAGAGAUGGGGAAGUACUGGAAUAAGAACAUGGAGAAGGCCUUGAUUUGAUUACCCAGAACAAAAGCAAAAUAAUAGACACGCAGCCUUCAGUGGCGCGACAUCCCAGUAAAACGAACAACUUGUGAACUCUCUUUGAUAGAUAACUACAAUCAUAUAAAGGAGAUACAAUCUAUUGCG